Messenger RNA from Bathycoccus prasinos, 246 nucleotides. The record is from the annotation of a RefSeq genome assembly. Lineage: Eukaryota; Viridiplantae; Chlorophyta; Mamiellophyceae; Mamiellales; Bathycoccaceae.
AUGUCUCACGCUGUAAAAAUUUACGAUACAUGUAUCGGAUGUACACAAUGUGUACGUGCUUGUCCAACUGACGUACUUGAAAUGGUACCUUGGGAUGGAUGUAAAGCAGGACAAAUUGCUUCUGCACCUCGUACAGAAGACUGUGUUGGUUGUAAGCGCUGUGAAGCAGCAUGCCCAACAGACUUUUUAAGUGUUCGAGUUUACCUUGGAUCUGAAACAACACGUAGUAUGGGUCUUGCCUACUAA